UGGCCCAAAGACGUGAACCCUCAGGAGAUGGAGCAGACCAUCCGGUUCAGAAAGAAGGUGGAGAAAGACGAGAUCUACAUCAACAGCAUCCUGCAGCUGGGCAGCGUCAUGGAUCACUGCAUCAGACAGAACAAUGCUGUGGACAUCUACCCGGACUACUGUGAGGACCAGGACCAGGAGGAGGACCAUCUGGAGCCGCCGUCUGCAAAGACCAUCAACAUGUUCAGAGAUCCUAACGAGCUGAAGCGGACCGUCACCGGUCUGUCGUGGCAUCCUGACGGUGGCAGGAAGCUGGCGGCUGCCUACUCUUGCCUUGAGUUCCAGAAAACCUCUAAAGACAUGAGCCCGGACUCCUACAUCUGGGACAUCGAGAACCCGAACAGACCAGAGAUGACUCUGAAGCCGGCGUCUCCACUCGUCUGUCUGGAGUACAACCCUAAAGACUGCCACACUCUCGUGGGAGGCAGCUACAACGGACAGAUCGCAUACUGGGACACUCGGAGAGGCAGCCAGCCAGUGGAGGUUUCCUCUGUGGAGCACAGUCACAGAGACCCAGUCUACAAGAUCAUCUGGCUGCAGUCUAAGACUGGGACAGACGCUUUCUCUGUAUCUACUGAUGGACAGGUUCUGUGGUGGGACGUCCGCCGGUUGAGUGAGCCCACAGAGCGUCUGGUUCUGGACCCGAGCAGGGAAGGAAACCUGGACCGAGCUUUAGGAGCCAUCUCUCUGGACUUUGAGUCUACCAUGCCUACUAAAUUCAUGGUGGGGACAGAAGAGGGUCUGGUUGUGUCCUGUAACAGGAAGGCAAAGACUCCUUCAGAGAAGAUCGUCUGUACGUAUGAUGGACAUGAGGGACCCGUCUACGCUCUGCAGAGGAACCCUUUCUUCCCCAAAAACUUCCUCACUGUGGGGGACUGGACGGCCCGCAUCUGGUCCGAGGACAUCAAGGAGUCCUCCAUCAUGUGGACCAAGUAUCAGAUGUCGUAUCUGACGGACGCCUGCUGGAGUCCCGUCCGUCCCUCCGUCUUCUUCACUGUGAAGAUGGACGGCAUUUUGGACGUCUGGGACAUCUUGUUUAAACAGAACGACCCCACACUGAGUCUCAAGGUGUGUGAUGAGGCCCUGUACAGCCUCCGUCUACAUGAAACCGGGCGGUUGGUGGCGUGCGGCUCUCAGAGGGGCGGAGCUACGCUGCUGGAGAUCAACUCUGGACUGUCGACGCUUCAGAAGAACGAGAAGAGUCUUCUGGCUGCUAUGUUUGAGCGAGAGACAAAGCGAGAGAAGAUCCUGGAGGCCCGGCAGAGAGAGAUCCGUCUGAAGGAGAGGAGCCGGUCUGAGCAGAGCCGGGACGAGGACGGGGGACGAGAGGACCAGGACCAGAACCAGAACCAGCUGAUGGCCAGAGCUGAGGACCACUUCUACCUCGUCACGGAGAUGGAGACCAAGAGACGGAGGGACAACCAGACAACCGGAUCAGAGGACCAGGACCAGAACCAGAACCAGAGUCAGACUCAGAGCGAGAGCCAGGACCAGAACCAGAGUCAGAGCUAGAGUCGAGACCAGGACCAGGACCAGCAACUGUCUUCUGACCAUAGUAUUGAUGAGCUGUGAAGUGAUCGGUGUGGAACUCUUUAAUUAAUUAAACUAAUUAAAC
Anarrhichthys ocellatus (wolf-eel) is the source of this 1654-nucleotide messenger RNA. RefSeq names its product dynein intermediate chain 2, axonemal-like. The record is from RefSeq and is a predicted model, not a curated record. NCBI's taxonomy places the organism in Eukaryota, Metazoa, Chordata, Actinopteri, Perciformes, Anarhichadidae. Gene Ontology annotation, biological process: cilium movement; outer dynein arm assembly. The transcript is spliced from 10 exons. The annotation marks the transcript as partial. Gene Ontology annotation, cellular component: outer dynein arm. Gene Ontology annotation, molecular function: dynein light chain binding; dynein heavy chain binding.